This is a messenger RNA of Encephalitozoon hellem ATCC 50504, 2121 nucleotides long. RefSeq names its product Sec23/Sec24-like protein. The coding region runs from base 1 to 2121 and encodes 706 amino acids. The transcript has a single exon. The record is from RefSeq and is a predicted model, not a curated record. NCBI's taxonomy places the organism in Eukaryota, Fungi, Microsporidia, Unikaryonidae. Gene Ontology annotation, molecular function: SNARE binding; zinc ion binding. Gene Ontology annotation, biological process: endoplasmic reticulum to Golgi vesicle-mediated transport; COPII-coated vesicle cargo loading; intracellular protein transport. Gene Ontology annotation, cellular component: COPII vesicle coat; endoplasmic reticulum exit site.
AUGGAACGUAUGGAAGGUGGGUUUGAAAGCAGCCAUCAGGAUAGGGAAGACCUUCCUCCGAGGUCUAUCAUCGAUGAGAAUAACUACUAUAGAUCCACUUUAUUCGCCAUUCCUGAAAAGCAGGAUAUAAUAAGAACCUCGGGGAUUCCCUUUGUUAUUAAUGUAAUACCAGAAAACUACGAGGAGGAGGAUAUUCCACUGUGCUCAGAUGAUAUAAUCCGGUGUGAAUACUGCAAAUCCUACUUGAAUCCUUUUGUUGAGAUCAUUCCUCCAGGCUUGAAGUGGAAGUGCAAUGUUUGCCUAUCAAUCAAUGAUUUGGUUACUGCAUUCCAGGUUACUAGCAGAGGCAUAACCAGAGAUGGCGAUUUGUUUGAUCCAAGAGCAAACUCAAUCCAUAACUACAGCUAUUACAAUAGAACAGAAUUAAGAAGCACUGUGUAUGAACUGGAGGCGCCGCCAAACUAUUCACUCAAAACCCCAUCUCCUCCGCUGAUAUGUUUCCUCAUAGAGGUGACAUUUGAGAGUAUGAAGUAUAGGUCUGUCGAUGCCGUCAUGAGAAGCAUUGCUGGGGGGCUGAACUCAAAAUCCUUUGAUCCAAGGUCAAGGAUGAUGUUUGCGUUCUUCGACUCGUCUGUAUAUCUUUUGAAAAGAAACGGGGACUUCUCUGUAAUCUCAGAUGCAACAUAUAUCCCCUUCUUUCUAGAAGAAGACUUUCUGCUACCUCUUGAUCAUCACCUUGAUAUCGAUGGGGUAGAGAAGUUCUUCAUAGAAAAUAAACCCACGAGAAACAACUAUGGAGAUGCAUUAAGGAUCGUUCAGAACAUACUUGGGGCUACUGGAGGAUGUAUAAUUUCCUUUUUGGCAACACAUCCAAAUGUUGGGCCUGGAUCUGUAGAUACUAAUCAGUACGAGCUAAGGUGUAAGUCUGUGUUCUAUAAGGAGAUAUCGGUGCAUUUGUCCAAGCAGGGAAUAUCUGUUACACAGUUUUUAUUUCCCCGACUUGGAAUAGAACUUCCUACUCUUAGCGUGCUGAGCAAAUACACCGGAGGGAUGCUUUAUUACUAUCCAAAUUUCGACGGAAGUGAUCCUGCAUUUGCUACAAAACUGGCGAAUGACCUGGCCUCGCACCUUGACUUGAACUUAGGGCUGUAUGGAAUGUGCAGAGUCAGAACUAGCAAGUGUGUCUUUAUAAAAGAGUACUUCGGCUCUCUGCAUCAUAGAUCGGAAGACCUGAUAUCGUUUUCUACAUUCUUUCCUCCCCACUCAUUUAGCUUCGAAAUAGAUGUAUCCAGAGAAGAAGGGACUAGGGGUGUUUGUUUCCAAGUAGCCAUUCUUAGGACACUCAGGACUGGUGAGAGGAGAAUCCGGGUCGUGAAUUUUUGUAUAGAUAGGGUGGCCAGGUCACUAUACAGCAUUGUAGAUCCAUAUGCAAUAGCACAUGCACUUGCACUAAAGGCUUUCUUCUUCGAAUCAAGAUCUAAAGGCGGAGGAAAUGAGUACCUCAGCAAGUCGAUGAAGGAUAUUGUAAAGUCAUACAAGCAACUCUCCAACACAACAACCCUUCUUCCAGCAUCUCUUGAAGUUCUUCCCAUGCUCGUCCUGUCGCUCUGCAAAUCAAUUCCCCUCAGGCCUGCAUCUUACACACCUAUGGACUACAAGUCGUAUUAUAUAUAUCUGUUAUCCAACUCAUACCCAAAACUUGUUGAUACUAUGAUUUAUCCAACGCUUCUUCCUCUGCACAGGCUAGAUUCUGUACAGCCACUCAAUCUUACCUUGAACUGCCUUGAAACAAAUGGGCUGUAUCUUCUGGACACCGGCGUGACUAUAUUUUUCUUUGUAGCUAGAGAUUGCGACCCGUCUCUCCCGAAUCUAUUAUUUGAUCCCUCCAUAGGGUCUGAGAGAUUCAUCUUUGACCCUGAGAAAAAUGAGUACAGUGACUCUGUUUGCAAGAUAAUCAAGGAGUUGAGGAGCAACAGGUAUUUAACUCCAAACUAUGUUCUAGUGAGAGAUGAUGGUAUAAGCAGCAUAUACAGGGAUAUCUUCUUCACCUACUUUGUGGAGGACGAAUCCCAUGGUCUUCCAUCCUAUUCUAGAUACCUUGAGUUGCUGAGAGCCCAAUAA